Manis pentadactyla (Chinese pangolin) is the source of this 2556-nucleotide messenger RNA. RefSeq names its product importin subunit alpha-1-like. Gene Ontology annotation, cellular component: nucleus; cytoplasm. NCBI's taxonomy places the organism in Eukaryota, Metazoa, Chordata, Mammalia, Pholidota, Manidae. Gene Ontology annotation, molecular function: protein binding; nuclear import signal receptor activity. The record is from RefSeq and is a predicted model, not a curated record. Gene Ontology annotation, biological process: NLS-bearing protein import into nucleus.
UGAAAUAGCUAAAAGUCAUGUCAUCAUUGCCAUUACAAAAUUUCAUUGCAGAUAACUGUACUAGAUUUCAGGGUGUGACUUUUUUUCUGGUGUGACUUAUGCAAAUUAACCUUUUUCUUGAUCUCUCUUAGGGUGAUGUCUGUUGCGUUGGUGCAGGGCACUGAUUUGUUAGGAUAGGUCCUUGAACAGUUGGUCAGGAUUUUAGGGUCCUACUUAUUGUAACAGAGAGGCCUUGGGAAAAUGCACCAACUGAUAUUUUUUCUAACUCCACCUGCUCAUGUAGAUACAACUUUGGUCUUCAGCAGAAUUUGGCAGCUGUGGAGUUUAAGGCUCUACAUAAAAUCAUCCAAAUUGGCAGUUCCAGCCAGAUAGUUGGGUCUAACAUGACAGUUAACAAAUAUAGUCAGGGCAAAAUGAGUCAGGAAGAAUUGAUGAAAUUGCUACAGUUUUCGACAUAGUCACAUCUUCCUGAAAAUUUAAAAGCUGCUCCUUAAGAAACACAUUGUUUGUAGCCUUCUAGAGUCUUCACGUACUUUUCUUAUUUUUUUACAUACCCAUUCUUAGGACCAUUAAAAAGAAAACCACGAAAUUUCGCCGUCCAGUUGCACUGGCCACACCAUCUUCGAGCUGAGCUGCGGUAGCCGUUUUGAGGGCAGUUAACCUGCCGCCUGCGCACCCCGCACCGCCUUUUGGGGAAGCCUGAGCUGGCUGUCUUUCUCCCUUUGUCUCAUAACCAUGUCCACCAACGAGAAUGCUAAUUCACCAGCUGCCCGCCUUAACAGAUUCAAGAACAAGGGGAAGGACACAACAGAAAUGAGGCGACACAGAAUAGAAGUUAAUGUGGAGCUGAGGAAAGCUAAGAAGGAUGACCAGAUGCUGAAAAGGAGAAAUGUAAGCUCAUUUCCUGAUGAUGCUACUUCUCCACUGCAGAACUGCAACAACCAGGGCACUGUAAAUUGGACUGUUGAUGACAUUGUCAAAGGCAUAAAUGGCAGCAGUUUGGAAAGCCAGCUCCAGGCUACUCAAGCUGCUAGGAAACUGCUUUCUAGGGAAAAACAGCCCCCCGUAGACAACAUAAUCCGGGCUGGUUUGAUUCCAAAAUUUGUGUCCUUCUUGGGCAGAACAGACUGUAGUCCCAUUCAGUUUGAAUCUGCUUGGGCACUCACUGACAUUGCUUCUGGGACAUCAGAACAGACCAAGGCUGUGGUAGAUGGAGGCGCCAUCCCAGCAUUCAUUUCUCUGUUGGCAUCACCCCAUGCUCACAUCAGUGAACAAGCUGUAUGGGCUCUAGGAAACAUUGCAGGUAAUGGUUCAGUUUUCCGUGACUUAGUUAUCAAGUAUGGUGCAGUUGACCUGCUAUUGGCUCUUCUUGCAGUUCCUGAUACGUCCUCUUUAGCAUGAAGUUACUUACGUAACCUUACCUGGACACUUUCAAACCUUUGCAACAAAAAUCCUGCACCGCCAGUAGAUGCUGUUGAGCAGAUUCUUCCAACUUUAGUUCGUCUUCUGCAUUAUGAUGAUCCAGAAGUAUUAGCAGAUACCUGCUGGGCUAUUUCUUACCUUACUGAUGGUCCAAAUGAAUGGAUUGAAAUGGUUGUGAAAACAGGAGUUGUGCCGCAACUUGUGAAGCUUCUGGGAGCAACUGAAUUUCCAAUUGUGACUCCUGCAUUAAGAGCCAUAGGAAAUAUUGUCACUGGAACAGAUGAACAAACUCAGGUUGUAAUAGAUGCAGGAGCACUUAUGGUCUUCCCCAGCCUACUAACGAACCCCAAAACUAAUAUUCAGAAGGAAGCUACAUGGACAAUGUCAAACAUCACAGCUGGCCGCCAGGACCAGAUCCAGCAAGUUGUGAAUCAUGGACUAGUGCCAUACCUUGUCAGCGUUCUCUCUAAGGCAGACUUCAAGACACAAAAGCAAGCUGUAUGGGCUGUGACCAACUAUACAAGUGGUGGAACAGUUGAACAGAUUGUAUACCUUGUUCAUUGUGGCAUAACAGAGACGUUGGUGAACCUCUUAACUGCAAAAGAUACCAAAAUUAUUCUGGUUAUUCUGGAUGCCAUUUCAAAUAUCUUUCAGGCUGCUGAGAAACUAGGGGAAACUGAGAAACUCAGUAUAAUGAUUGAAGAAUGUGGAGGUUUGGACAAAAUUGAAGCUCUGCAAAACCAUGAAAAUGAGUCUGUGUACAAAGCUUCAUUAAACUUGAUUGAGAAGUAUUUCUCUGUAGACGAAGAGGAAGAUCAAAAUGUUGUGCCAGAAACUACCUCUGAAGGCUACACAUUCCAAGUUCAGGAUGGUGCUCCUGGGACCUUUAACUUUUAGAUUGUACAGCUGAGGCAUGAAGGUGUUUGUUGAGUACUAUGUUUGGUAUGAGUUUGUCUUGCUGUUUCUCUACUAAGAACUCUUUUUAAAUGUGGUUUAUAAUUGUAGCACUUUUUACAACAAAACUAUACUUGAACAGUUCCAAACUGUAUAUACUGUCUGAAACUUCUCUCAAUGGGUUUCUUAUGUGGAAUUUCAUAUCUUGCAGUGUCCUGUAAAUAAAGAUUAAGUUCCACC